AGAAAACACACCAUCCGACGCAACUUCCCAGUGCUGGGGAACGUGCGAUAUAUAUUCGAGACCAUCCGACCGGAAAUCCGCCAGUACUUCAUUGAGAGUGACAGCGAGUCAGUGCCCUUCAGUCGACAAGCACGCUCUAUUGUCUACCAACGCUCCAAGAACGUUAGUGAUACCCUGCCCUUCGGAACGGUACGUACUCUACGCACGGAUAGAUAUACGUAUAUGCAAGUAUAG
Messenger RNA from Sphaeroforma arctica JP610, 234 nucleotides. RefSeq lists its product as hypothetical. The annotation marks the transcript as partial. NCBI's taxonomy places the organism in Eukaryota, Ichthyosporea, Ichthyophonida. The record is from RefSeq and is a predicted model, not a curated record. The transcript has a single exon.